CCAGACGCGGAAACCUGUCUGCAUUAGGAACCUGGUCUCCCUCUGAGCGAGUGGGCUCCAUUUCCUGGUUUGAAAAGAAGCAGCUGGGAAGGCAAGGAAGAAGAUGGAGUCAGAGUUCCUGUACGACCUGUUGCAGCUCCCAAAGGAGGUAGCUCAGCCCGCCGAGGAAGAGCUUCCACGAGGAGGAAAGAAGAAAUAUCUGUCGCCCAAUUCCAAGAGGAGCCCCAAGUUUGAAGAACUGCAGAAGGUGCUGAUGGAAUGGAUCAAUGCCACACUCCUCCCAGAGCACAUCGUGGUCCGCAGCCUGGAGGAAGACAUGUUUGAUGGGCUCAUUCUGCACCACCUGUUCCAGAGGCUGGCAUCGAUCAAGCUGGAAGUGGAGGAAAUCUCUCUGACCUCGGCCAGCCAGAGGCACAAGCUAGGGGUCAUCCUGGAGGCUGUCAACCAGAGCCUGCAGGUGGAAGAGAAGCAGGCCAAGUGGAGUGUGGAGACCAUCUUCAACAAGGACCUGCUGGCCACCUUGCAUCUCCUGGUGGCCCUGGCCAAACGCUUCCAGCCGGACCUGCCCCUCCCAGACAACGUCCAGGUGGAAGUCAUCCACAUUGAGAGCACCAAGACCGGCCUGAAGUCGGACAAGCAGGUGGAGCAGCUCACAGAAUGCAGGUCACACAAGGACCAGCCUUUACAGGAUGCCUUUGAUGAAUUAUUUAAGCUGGCUCCGGAGAAAGUGCACGCUGUCAAAGAGGCCAUUGUGAGCUUUGUCAACCAGAAGCUAGAGCGCCUGGGCUUGUCUGUGCAGAGUCUGGAUACCCAGUUUGCAGAUGGCGUCAUCCUGCUGCUGCUGAUUGGACAGCUGGAAGGCUUCUUCUUGCAUCUGAAGGAAUUCUAUCUCACUCCCAGCUCUCCCACAGAAAUGCUGCACAAUGUCACCCUAGCCCUGGAUCUGCUCAAGGAUGAAGGCCUGUUCAGCUACCCUGUCAACCCUGAAGGUAAUCCUUCCAUGGAGACCUUCCUCUGUGCCCCAUCGAUUCUCUCGGGAGCAUCCCGAGCCGUGAUACAAGCUUGA
Molecule: messenger RNA, 1066 nt
Organism: Mus pahari (shrew mouse)
Lineage: Eukaryota; Metazoa; Chordata; Mammalia; Rodentia; Muridae
Gene: Parvg
Product: parvin gamma
Exons: 13
Coding region: 104-1066 (320 amino acids)
Biological process (GO): actin cytoskeleton organization; substrate adhesion-dependent cell spreading; cell projection assembly
Cellular component (GO): cytoplasm; focal adhesion; actin cytoskeleton
Molecular function (GO): actin binding
Source: RefSeq, a predicted model, not a curated record